This is a messenger RNA of Mirounga angustirostris (Northern elephant seal), 1207 nucleotides long. RefSeq names its product heme binding protein 1 (gene HEBP1). The transcript is spliced from 4 exons. The coding region runs from base 123 to 782 and encodes 219 amino acids. NCBI's taxonomy places the organism in Eukaryota, Metazoa, Chordata, Mammalia, Carnivora, Phocidae. The record is from RefSeq and is a predicted model, not a curated record. Gene Ontology annotation, molecular function: heme binding.
CCUCCGAGGGCCUCCCCGCGGGGCGGAGUCCGAGGCGCCGGUCAGCCGACCCGGGCCCGUUUGCCCUAGCUGCCCUUGCAGCCGCGAGUCCGCAGGUGCGUCCGGAGGGCCGCAGCCGCACCAUGCUGGGCGUGAUCAAGAACUCGCUGUUCGGGAGCGUAGAGACGUGGCCUUGGCAGGUCCUGAGCAAAGGGGGCAAGGUAGGCCCGCAGGGCUGCCGAGGACCUGAAGCGGGGCCGCCCCCCACGCACCGCACCCUGACCGGGGCUGGAGCGGGUUCUGACGGGCAGGAAGAUGUCUCCUAUGAGGAACGGACCUGUGAGGGCGGGCGGUUUGCCACAGUGGAAGUGACAGACAAGCCUGUGGAUGAGGGUCUACGGGAAGCAAUGCCCAAAGUCAUGAAGUACGUGGGAGGCACCAAUGACAAGGGAAUCGGAAUGGGGAUGACCGUUCCUAUUUCCUUUGCUGUGUUUCCCAGUGAUGACGGCUCCCUACAGAAGAAAUUAAAAGUCUGGUUCCGGAUUCCAAACCAGUUUCAGAGCAACCCGCCGGUUCCCACGGAUGACAGCGUUAAGAUAGAGGAGAGAGAAAGCAUCACUGUCUAUUCCCUGCAGUUCGGUGGGUAUGCGAAGGAAGCUGACUAUGUAGUUCAUGCCACCCAGCUGCGUACCGCCCUGGAGGGCACGGCCACCUGCCGGAGUGACGUCUACUUCUGCACUGGCUAUGACCCUCCCAUGAAGCCCUACGGACGUCGCAAUGAGGUCUGGCUGGUGAAAGCAUGAGUAAUUCGCUGCACUACAGCUUCCCAGAUGUCUGUUUCUGUGUCUGUUUCCUGAGGGGAGAAGGAGGGAACACAGCUUCCAGCUGUGUCUCCAGCUUCACCAACUUCCCCUUCAAAGCCAUCAUGUACUGCCAAUUUUAUGAAAUAUGCAUAUUCCGUCUAUGUUCUUUCUCUCCUGGUAGGAGCUCAGACAGCCAAGGUAGACAGCAUCCUUCGAACUGACUUGGAAAGUUCUGUGGUAGAUCAGAAAAAAAUCCAGCAACAUUUUCCUAGCUAUCUGGGUCACUCAAAACUGAUCUUUAAAAAUGAUUGAACCUGUAUUUUUGUGGUGGAGGAAAAAAUGUGAUUUGUGCAUGAUCUUUCAUCUGUGAUUCUUGCAAGACCUUUGUCUGAAAAGAAACUGAAAAUAAAGAUCUUUGACUUAAA